Molecule: messenger RNA, 1587 nt
Organism: Mercurialis annua (annual mercury)
Lineage: Eukaryota; Viridiplantae; Streptophyta; Magnoliopsida; Malpighiales; Euphorbiaceae
Product: berberine bridge enzyme-like 17
Exons: 1
Coding region: 1-1587 (528 amino acids)
Molecular function (GO): oxidoreductase activity; FAD binding
Source: RefSeq, a predicted model, not a curated record
AUGAAGAAAACUUCAGUCUAUAUAGCAAUAUUAGGGUUUCUGAUACUUAUGUGUUCAGUUCCUUUAUCAAGAUCUGAUUCAGCUCUAGAUAGUUUUAUCCAAUGCCUUAAUAAUCAAACUAAUCCGUCGUAUCCGAUUCUUGAAACCGUUUUUCUCCUUGGUAAUUCUUCAUUCAAUUCUACACUACAAGCUUACAUCAAAAACCUUAGAUUUUUAACCCCUACAACCCCAAGACCGCUUGCUAUUGUAGCUGCAAAGCAUGAAUCUCAUGUCCAAGCAACAGUUCUUUGCGCCAAGUCUCAUGACUUGCAAAUCCGAAUUCGGAGUGGUGGACAUGAUUACGAAGGUCUUUCGUAUACAUCUCAAGUGCCAUUUAUUGUUCUUGAUAUGUUCAAUCUUAGAGAAAUUGAUGUUCAAGUUGAUAAAGGCUAUGCAUGGGUUGAAUCUGGGGCAAUUCUUGGUGAACUGUACUAUAAGAUUGCGAACCAAAGCAAUGACACACUCGGUUUUCCUGCCGGAGUUUGCCCUACUCUUGGUGCUGGAGGUCACAUUAGCGGUGGCGGAUAUGGAAACUUGAUGAGAAAAUAUGGAUUAUCCGUCGAUAAUAUCGUUGAUGCCAAAAUAGUUGAUGUCAACGGUAGAAUCAUGGAUAGAACAUCAAUGGGAGAAGAUUUAUUUUGGGCGAUACGAGGCGGUGGAGGAGCAAGCUUCGGUGUUAUUCUUUCAUGGAAGAUCAAUUUAGUUCAAGUUCCUAAUCCGGUUACCGUAUUUCGGGUUGGCAGAAAACUGGAUGAAGGAGCAACCGAUAUUUUCUAUAAGUGGCAACAAGUUGCUACAAAAUUAGAUAACGAUCUUUUCAUAAGAGUAAUGCCAAUAGCUUCUAACGGUAGCAUUGAAGUAUUUUUUAUUGGGCAGUUUCUCGGAAAAAUCGAUAGACUUCUUCCAUUGAUGAACACGAGCUUUCCCGAAUUAGGGUUACAACGACGGGAUUGUCAUGAAAUGAAAUGGAUCGAAUCGAUACUUUUUUGGGCAGAAUUCCCUAAUGGAACAUCCAUUGAUGUUUUACUCGAUAGGCCCCCUAAGUCACCAAUCUUUUUAAAAUCUAAAUCUGAUUAUGUAAAAGAUGUGAUCCCUAAAUCAAGUAUAGAUGAGAUAUGGAAAUUGAUGAUCAAAGUAGGGGAAAUGUGGAUACAAUUUAACCCGUACGGAGGAAAAAUGAGUGAGAUUUCCGAUUGCGCAACGCCUUUUCCACAUCGAGCUGGAAACAUAUGCUUGAUACAAUAUGGAUUAGUGUGGAUAGAAGAAGGGAUUAUAGAAAAUAAAUUAAAUUCUUCAAGAGAAAUGUAUGAAUCAAUGGCUCCAUUUGUUAGUAAGAAUCCAAGGGAAGCAUUACAGAACUAUAGAGAUCUUGACAUCGGUAGCAAUCCAAGUAAUGUCACAGACUUUAAAGAAGCUGAAAUUUAUGGGCAUAAGUAUUUUAAAAAUAACUUCUUAAGGUUGACCAAGGUGAAGGCUAAGGUUGAUCCAGAUAAUUUCUUUAAGCAUGAACAAAGUAUUCCACCUUUUGUCGUAAAAGAAGAGAGAUAA